Messenger RNA from Phaeodactylum tricornutum CCAP 1055/1, 930 nucleotides. RefSeq lists its product with no specific name. Lineage: Eukaryota; Bacillariophyta; Bacillariophyceae; Surirellales; Neidiaceae. The annotation marks the transcript as partial. The record is from RefSeq and is a predicted model, not a curated record. Gene Ontology annotation, molecular function: pseudouridylate synthase activity. The transcript has a single exon.
AUCCAAGUGCAUGAAUCUGUGCAACAAGCGCUUUCUGAGCAGCGUCCUGUAGUGGCCUUGGAAUCGACCAUUGUCGCACAUGGCCUUCCUUAUCCAGAAAACGUUGAGCUAUGUCGCACACUAGUGCAGUUGUUCCGGGAUAAGGGGGUUGAACCAGCCACAGUUGCCGUCCAAAAUGGAGUUUGUAAAAUUGGAUUAACAUGGGAAGAAUUGGAAGACUUGGCCGUGGCGAAACAACAAAAUCGGGUACAAAAAUGCUCCACGCGCGAGCUGUCUCUGUUCUUGGCACAACAUGGGCGCCGCAAACAAGGCGUAAGUCAUACGAACUAUUGGGGGGCCACGACAGUAGCGUCUACAAUGCGACUAGCUCACUUGGCCGGCAUCUCCACUUUUGUCACGGGCGGAAUCGGUGGUGUGCACCGUGACGGUCACGUCAGUAUGGAUGUCUCGGCUGAUUUACACGAAUUAGCACGUACUCCGGUAGUGGUAGUGUCAGCCGGGAUCAAGUCCAUCUUAGACAUCCCUCGCACGCUGGAAGUUUUAGAAACAAACGGUGUUCCGGUUGUUUCGUACCGAUCUAACGAGUUUCCCGCAUUCUUUUCACCGCAUUCUGGAGUGCCGGCCUCUUGUCGAAUGGAGGAUGCCGAUACAAUCGCUGCUGCCUACAACGUGGCCAGGGAUUUGAAUUUACCACACGGAAUGCUGGUUGGGGUCCCCAAUAUGGACCCCGCCGGUGCUAAUGUGGAAGAGGCGAUUCAACGUGCGCUACAAGAAGCUAGCGUUGAUCCGAGCAUUGUCGGCCAAGCCGUAACUCCAUUUAUAUUAAAGCGUGUGUCGGAGCUGACCGGUGGUGAUUCCUUACGUAGCAAUUUGUCGCUGGUGCGAAACAACGCUAGAGUCGGCGCAGACAUUGCAAUUGCGAUCGCGGAG